AUGAAGUUGUGUAGCCGUUAUUAUCGGGGAGGAAAACGUGGUGCAGAACAUUUUGGAGCGCUGGGAUCGGGCGGAGAGGCAGUGGUGGAGUGGUGCAAUGGACCUUGUUCCCGAUUCCCCCUGGAGUCAUUCCGGCCACCUUUACUGUUAACCAAGGUUCCUAGACAUCCUUCAGUUGAGGACUGCCUGACUGUUAAACGGAGUUUUAUCGUUUCCUCAGUCGGAUGGGCCCUUCGGCUGAAGUUGCGGCGAACCGAGGACCCACGUGCAGCUAGCGUAGAUCCGGCAACGCCGCGUGCGGCCCGGGCCUUACGCAAGCAUUUCAAGGCCGUACCUGCCGCCCCCCACCACACCUCACUGUCUCUCACAUUGUUAGUCAAUUCUUGCCGAGCCGCUUACCCCAGUCCUCCUCUUCGCCGGUAUCUCUCCUCUCGAGUCGUUCCUUAUGUCAACAAACUUCAAUCGGUUGACGAUAUGCUUGCCGGAUGGCUCAAACUUGGAACCUCGACCUUGAAAGCAGCUGUUGCGCUAAGCCCAGUAGCUAGUUCCAUAUUUGCUUUGGCCAGCCCGUUGCCCAACACCGCUCCAGGCACUCUCCAUAACGAUGCCCAUUGGUAUAAUUUCACCAGUCCGUUUCCUAACAGGCCUGGUGGGUCCCUAAAGGCAGACAUGUCUGGCAGUCCACCUGUCCCCUUUUUGGCAACACUAUUUACCGAAUACCCGACCAUUCGUGGUACAGGUAGAUAA
This is a messenger RNA of Nezara viridula (southern green stink bug), 747 nucleotides long. The record is from the annotation of a GenBank genome assembly. NCBI's taxonomy places the organism in Eukaryota, Metazoa, Arthropoda, Insecta, Hemiptera, Pentatomidae.